This is a messenger RNA of Heterobasidion irregulare TC 32-1, 1098 nucleotides long. RefSeq lists its product as uncharacterized. The transcript is spliced from 15 exons. Bases 1 to 1098 code for a protein of 365 amino acids. NCBI's taxonomy places the organism in Eukaryota, Fungi, Basidiomycota, Agaricomycetes, Russulales, Bondarzewiaceae. The record is from RefSeq and is a predicted model, not a curated record.
AUGGCGUCACCUACGGACACGGACAUCCGCGGUUCUCUUGGCGUUGUUAUACUUGGCGGUAUGGGUGCCACCGCAUUGUCCGGUGCCGUAGCGGCGUUGGUGUUCCUUUACUUCCGCAUGUACUCGACCGACGCUCUGAAGACCAAAGCAUUGGUAUUCUGGCUUUGGGUAAUCGAUGCUGCGCAUACGUGUUUGAUAAAUACCUCGAACUGGGAAAGUCUCAUGGUACAUUUUGGCGACAGAGAUAUGGGAGACUUCAUCCCCACAUUGACAGCGCUAACAAUUCUAUUCACGGAUGUUAAUCUGUGCUUAUCGCACCAUAGCCUCUAUGCCUACGCAAUGCGGAAGAUUAGCAGAAAAUGGUAUAUAUCAGCGCCCCUGAUGUUCAUGGCCACGCUGCGCCUGGCGCAGAGUCCCUUAAGACUGUGCAUGAACUCAAUUCUGAUGUUGUUCAGCAUCGAGCUCCGAAGCUGGGAACAUUUCAUGACUCGAUUCUGGUCCAUUACCACCGCUUAUUGUCUUUCCGCUGCGAUCGACAUCUAUCUUUCCAUGACCCUCUGCUACUUCUUGCGUGUACACCGCAAGUGCAUUGGCAUGAAUUCGACGAACAAGCUUCUUGACAGAAUCAUGAUCAAUACAGUCAACAACGGGACUGCUACAUGGCAAGCAUCCCAAAUAAUUUCUACCCCCAUGCAGCAUGCAAGACUCACAGGAUGGUUCGUGUUCAGGGGAACCUUGAUUUUUCUAGGAACACAUCUCCUGAUUGGGAAACUUUAUACAAUUUCCGUCGUUUCGACAUUGCUCUUGCGUCGAACUCUACGCGAAGAAUAUAACAGAUCUUCAGCAGUAGCAAACCUCUGCAUGGACUCAGCUCUCCACGAACACUUGAAUUCGUGCGCCAUCCUAUCUUCCUCUCCGGUUCGCGACAACAUCUUACUUCUUUCGGAUUCACAGAGGGUCCCAAGCUUCCCCGACACUGUACAUUCUCCUAAUAUUACGAGGAGUUUCGUUGUGCCAUGGGAUCGUUCAAGCGGUGCAGGUAUUCAGUCGAUCCAGAUCGUACUUGCUCGUUCUGGCAGGUACCGAUCGGAGUGUUGA